AUGAGCGCCACAAAGAAGAGGACGAAGUCUCCUGAUCCGGAGGCAGUAGAAGAGGAUGAAAAACAGUAUGGCAAUGGCCCGUUGACACUGGAAGAGUUAGAUCAACAGCCACGAAAUCACUCCAAAACAUUCCUCUUCUCCGAACUCUACAAGUCCCUCUUCAACCCUCUCAUUGAAUGUAAACCCCAUCCCCCUGGAGCCGCGACCACAGCCACGACGGCAGCAGCCAAGGGCCGUCCCGGCCGGCGCGGCGCGAACCCAUCUAAGGUUUCGUAUCACGAACAGCGGCGGCACAUCAUUGAGCGCUUCAUGGCGCGAUGGCGCGCAGACGUGGGCGACGACUUCUACCCGGCCAUGCGCCUCAUCCUGCCGGAUAAGGAUCGCGAUCGCGGUGUGUAUGGCCUGAAAGAGAGCGCCAUUGGGCGACUGCUCGUCAAGGUCAUGAAAAUUGAUCGCCAUUCCGAGGAUGGCUACGCACUGAUGCAUUGGAAGCUGCCUGGCGGUGCUGGGGGUUGGAAGUUUGGUGGCGGGGGAGGGGGCGGAGGAGGGGGAGGUGGUAACGGCAAGGGGGCUGGUACGGCCGGCGAUUUCGCCGCGCGGUGUUAUGAAAUCGUUGGGAAGAGAGCCAUGCGCACGGAGCCAGGGAAUCUCACUAUCGCAGAUGUGAACGUGAUGUUGGAUCGGUUGGCGCGUGCGAAUGGCGAGGCAGAGCAGCUGCCUAUCUUCGAAGAGUUCUACCGGAGAAUGAACGCAGAGGAGCUGAUGUGGCUUGUGCGCAUCAUUCUCAAAGACAUGAAGGUGGGCGCUACAGAGCGAACAUUUUUCAACCUGUGGCACCCGGAUGCUGAAGCGCUGUUCAGCGUGUCAUCAAGCUUACGACGGGUCUGUUGGGAGCUCUAUGACCCAGAAUUUAGGUUAGAGCAAGAAGAAACAGGCGUAACGCUCAUGUCCUGUUUCCAGCCGCAGCUGGCGCAAUUCCAGAUGCAAGGCUCGUUUGCCAAAUUAGUGGCGAACUUGGGGGUCACUGAGGAGGAACCAGAGUUCUGGAUUGAGGAGAAACUAGAUGGCGAGCGAAUGCAGAUGCACAUGAUGGAGGAUGAGAGCGUGCCAGGAGGAUUCCGAUUUGCCUUUUGGUCCCGUAAAGCAAAGGAUUACACAUAUCUGUACGGGAACAGUUUGGAAGACGACAAAUCGGCACUUACACGCCACUUGAAGAACGCGUUUCACCCGGGCGUCCGCAACCUGAUCCUGGACGGUGAGAUGAUCACCUGGGAUCCCGAAGUGGACAAGAUCAUGCCUUUUGGCACACUCAAGACGGCCGCUCUGGAGCAGCAAAAGAAUCCCUUUGCUUCUGGUCCACGGCCCCUGUACCGGGUGUUCGACAUUCUGUUGCUCAAUGACAAGUCGUUAACAGACUACACUCUGGCUGACCGCCGUCGAGCUCUGGAGCGAGCUGUCAAAGGAGUUCCAAGGCGGUUAGAGAUCCAUCCUUACGAAAAGGCCACCUCGGCAGAUGCUAUCGAGCCGGCUCUGCGCAAGAUCAUUUCCGAAUCAUCGGAGGGUCUAGUCCUCAAGAACCCUCGAUCGCGGUACCGCCUCAACAGCCGCAACAACGACUGGAUCAAAGUCAAGCCCGAGUAUAUGUCUGAGCACGGCGAGUCUCUCGACUGCGUCAUUAUCGGUGGUUACUAUGGGUCUGGACGGCGAGGUGGUACCUUGUCAAGCUUUCUUUGCGGUGUACGGGUUAGUGAGAACUUUACCAGGUCAGGUGCAGCCUCCAAAACGGAAAAGUGUCUCAGCUUCUGCAAGGUCGGUGGCGGCUUCAAGGGCGAAGACUAUGCUGAGAUCCGGCAUCACACGGAGGGCAAGUGGAAGGACUGGGACCCCUCAAAUCCGCCAUCCGAGUACAUCGAACUUGGCGGCGGCGAGCGGCUGCAGCACGAACGACCAGAUGUCUGGAUCCGGCCGAGCGAGUCCGUGGUUAUCUCGAUUAAAGCAGCUUCGUUUGGGCCCUCAGACCAGUUUGCAACAGGUUACACGCUGCGAUUUCCGCGUUUCCGUGCCCUGCGCCUGGACAAGGCCUGGGACCAGGCUAUGGAUGUCGAUGAAUGUGACGCCAUCCGCACCAAGGUUAAAGAAGAAGAGCAAGAACGCAAGGCUAUGGAAAUAGAAAAUCGAAAGCGUCGGCCGACGAAACGCCAGAAACGCGAGAUCGUUGUGGCUGGCACUGACCCCAACGCCUCUGCACCCCUUGAAUUUGCUGUACCCUUAACCAACAAGCAGCUGUUCAAGGGCCUCGAAUUUUGCGUGCUCUCUGAGGGUCUCAGGCCACGGAAGAUUUCGAAGCCGGAGCUAGAGGAGCUUAUCAAGAAACAUGGAGGGACAAUCAAGCAGAAAGUCGACCCAGCAUCAGUCCGCGGGGGCGGCACGAUCGUCUUGGCCGACAAGAACGUUGUGCGCGCAGCCAGCCUUAAGAAAGCCGGGGGUGUGGAUAUAGUUCGCCCCCGUUGGGUAUUCGACUGCCUCGAGCGUACUGGCGGCGAAGGGUACCUGCUGCCCUUUGAAACAGACCGUCACUUGUUGCAUGCCACUGAAGGCAUGAAGCUUGUGGCUCGUGAUAAUACGGAUGCAUAUGGCGAUAGUUAUGCGCGGGAUGUGGGAAUUGAUGAGUUACGGGAGAUAUUGGAUCGCAUGAAUCUUCCGGAGCGUUCGAAGGAAUUCGAUGCUGGGCUGUUUCUAGACCAGUUGGAGGAACAUGGACAUGGGCUGGAAGAGAUGAGGAGCUUCCUGUUCAGGAGGUGUCGUGUCUAUUUUGCUGUUGCAGAAGGAAAAGAAGGAUCUGAGACCGAGGUGAUAAGGUUGGGUUACUACAUCCGGUUUGGAAACGGGGAGAUCGUUGAGAGCAUCAAAGACAGAAAAGACAUAACGCAUAUGGUUGUUGUUGCCGGAAGCAAAGAACAAGAACGCAUCGUGGCAGUAGAUAUGAGGUACAAAGUCAGUUCGUGGAGAGCUAUCCCACGGAUUGUUACACCCAAGUGGGUUGAGGAUUGCUGGAAGGAGGGCACCGUGGUAGAUGAAGAGGCUUACGCUCCUUGUUAA
Messenger RNA from Thermochaetoides thermophila DSM 1495, 3099 nucleotides. RefSeq lists its product as uncharacterized. Gene Ontology annotation, molecular function: DNA binding; ATP binding; DNA ligase (ATP) activity. The coding region runs from base 1 to 3099 and encodes 1032 amino acids. Gene Ontology annotation, cellular component: DNA ligase IV complex. Lineage: Eukaryota; Fungi; Ascomycota; Sordariomycetes; Sordariales; Chaetomiaceae. The record is from RefSeq and is a predicted model, not a curated record. Gene Ontology annotation, biological process: DNA recombination; DNA biosynthetic process; nucleotide-excision repair, DNA gap filling. The transcript is spliced from 2 exons.